AUGUCACUGAGACCGGAUUGGGCGCAGUGGGACGGGAAGUUUGUGACUUCCACGGGGAUCAACGAAGUUCUUCGAGACUUCUCAUCAAAUAUUGAGAGGAAGGAAGAGAACAAUUCAGUAAGAGACGCUCUAGUCCUGCAAAACUUCUUGACAAGUAUCGGAUACACAGCAGCAAAGGUGCAACAGAGGUUCGGGCUUGCUGGAGCAAAAACAGCGGGGCCUUUUUACGUGCGGCGGAGGUUCGACCACCGACAUGCACAUCUGCUUGGCAUGCAGACAUCGCCACGAGACGAGCUAGACGUCGUCAUCCGUAUGCUCCUCCUUGGCCUCUCUCUUCCAGUGGAGCAGGUGCAAGAGCUUCUUGGCGAUCAAGUUCUCUCCGCCAUGACGAGGUUGUCGCUCGUCGGCCCCUCUCCCGCCAUCCCAGGACUGUUAGUACCUCAUGUACAGAUUUUUCCCAUCGACCCCUCUGCUCUGCUACGAGGGGAGAGCUCAGAUGAGAGCAUGGGACUGCUGAUGGUGACAGAUCUCAUGCCUCCAUGCUCUGCCGCGCUGGAAGAAGAGCCUGUCAUGUACAUCGGGCCCGACUCCCUCGGUCUAGUUCAUCAUGCUCCUCGCAAGGAAGAGGAGGCAGUGCUCGAUCUGUGCUGCGGGAGUGGGAUCCAAGGGAUUGCAGCAGCGAAACUGUACGGCAAGCAGGUGACGUGUGUUGACAUCAACGAACGGGCCGUUCGGUUUGCGAGGUUCAAUGCGAUGAUCAACGGAGUUACGUCAAGUGUGAAGGUCGUGCAGGGCGAUCUCUAUGACUUUCAUGACGAGAUGGGACAUGAGAUGGGCUCUGAAAGUGAAGUUGUGGUGUCGCAGAGGAGGUUUGACGUCAUCUUGUCGAAUCCUCCCUUCGUUCCUGUUCCGUCUGAUCUCAAGAAACGGGUCAAGCGAUAUGACGUCUUUGCUGAUGGUCGGAAUGAGAACACGAGAGUCAAACAGAUGCGGUUGAUUCUUGUUGCAGGAGGAGAAGAUGGAGAAGCAGUCCUCAAAAGGAUCAUUACCGGGGCAAGCCGACACCUGGCUGCUGGAGGGAGAGUAGCGAUUGUAACGGAGAUCUUUUGUGCUCAUCUCCUUCCGGAGAGGAUGAGCAGGUGGCUGAUCGAAUCGUCUCCCCUUAGCGAAAGCCGUGGAAGACGAAGAUGGAGGUGCUUAGUACAUGUAGACAAGGAGGAGAAUAUGUACACGCCUGCCACAUACAGCGAAGCCCGAGCUGGAAACAAAGUUGAAAGAUUAGAAUGGGAAGAGCACCUGAAGAAGAUGCGAAUAGAAACGGUUGGGAGGGGAUACAUCUUCCUCAAGGCUGAUCCUGACGAACGCGAGGCGGGGGGGGAGGAAGAGGAGGGAAUGGGCGAUGAGAUCUUUCUCUCGUUCUCAAAAAGCGGGAAAAGCGUCUGGUCUCCAGCAAAUUUGCAGUCAGUGAUGGAGACUAAAAGGCAGCUGGAGAGUCUGAGAAUGAUAUGA
Molecule: messenger RNA, 1509 nt
Organism: Guillardia theta CCMP2712
Lineage: Eukaryota; Cryptophyceae; Pyrenomonadales; Geminigeraceae
Exons: 6
Coding region: 1-1509 (502 amino acids)
Biological process (GO): methylation
Cellular component (GO): mitochondrion
Molecular function (GO): methyltransferase activity; nucleic acid binding
Source: RefSeq, a predicted model, not a curated record